UUUUUUUUAAUCGAAAAAAAAGAGCACAAAGUGGAAUGAUAAUGAAAACCCACGUGCGCCUUUCACUCACCGCUCUCGCGCGUGCACGCAGUUCGUUUCCGGUUCAAGAUGGCGGCCACCAUGAAGAAAGGAGUGGCAGCUGAAGAUGUCAAUGUAACAUUUGAAGACCAGCAGAAGAUAAACAAGUUUGCCAGAAAUACGAAUCGAAUGUCUGAGCUGAAAGAUGAAAUUGAGGCUAAAAAGAAAUCCUUACAGAAUUUAGAGGAUGCCAGUGAUGACCUUAUGAUGUGCGAGGACGAUGCCAUGUUGAUCCCGUAUCAGAUCGGAGAAGUCUUCAUCAGUCACUCUCAAGAAGAGACGCAGGAGUUGCUGGAGGCGGCAAAGGAAUCUCUCCAGGAUGAGAUCAAAGCUCUGGAGGGUCGUGUGUCAUCCAUACAGGAGGUUCUUGGAGAUCUGAAGGUUCAGCUGUAUGCUAAGUUUGGAAACAACAUUAAUCUGGAGGCAGAUGAAAGCUAAAACUUCAAGCAUGUGGACUUGACAUGAUAGACUGUUAAACUCCAACAGGAAUUGACACUUAUACUAUAACAACCAGUUUCUGUACUGUUUACUCUGCUGGUGUUGUUUUUUGCAAUGUGUUAUGUUUGGUGAAUUACUGCAUGACGUGUGCUGUUCUUUAGCCGGUCGUAUGGAGCAUAAGGAAAGAGAAUGAGAGGCACUGAUAUCAAAAAUAAACAGCAAAACAGUUA
Molecule: messenger RNA, 746 nt
Organism: Paramisgurnus dabryanus
Lineage: Eukaryota; Metazoa; Chordata; Actinopteri; Cypriniformes; Cobitidae
Gene: pfdn4
Product: prefoldin subunit 4
Biological process (GO): protein folding
Cellular component (GO): cytoplasm; prefoldin complex
Source: RefSeq, a predicted model, not a curated record